CAUUUUUAAGAUGAAAUUUGGCCACACUUUAAAAACGUCAUUAAAUCCUGAAUGGACAUCGUUUUAUUUGGACUACGACGCACUAAAAUUAAUAUUAAAAAAGAAACUUCCCAAUGUCGAAUGGAAAGAAGAAGAUGAAUCGCGAUUCGUUGAAAAACUUGAAAAAGAAUUGGCAAAGGUCUACAACUUUCAGCGGGUCAAGCUGUCUGAAAUUACACGACAUAUUCAGGAAGAGUCCAUACAGGUGGAUGAUUUAUGUAACAAAGAACACCCCGAGGAAGAUGAUUUUACUGCCUGUGAAAUAGAACUAAGCCGUAUUAUCGCUGAUGUUCACGACUUGGCUAAAUUUACUCGUUUAAAUUAUACCGGCUUUUUAAAAAUUAUAAAAAAGCAUGAUAAAGUGACGAAUUGGAUUAUCAAACCCAUGUUUAGUGUACGUCUAAACGCUAAACCCUUUUACAAAGAAAACUAUGAAGCCUUAAUUAUUCGUAUUUCUACUUUGUAUGAUCGUGUCAGAACAAGAGGCAAAGAACGUGGUGGUGAUUCUGGUGCUGGUGGAAAACAAUCUGCAUUUGUCAGAAAUACAACAAAAUACUGGGUACAUCCGGAUAAUAUCACUGAGUUAAAGCUGAUAAUUCUCAAGCAUUUACCUGUUCUUGUAUUUAAUCCUAACAAAGAAUUUGAAGCUCAAGACUCUGCAAUCAGUAGUGUCUAUUAUGACAAUGAUGAUUUCGAACUCUAUAUGGGUCGUUUAGAAAAGACAGAAGGAGCCGAAGCAAUCCGUAUGAGAUGGUAUGGAGGUAUGGAUACAAACACCAUCUUUGUUGAGCGUAAAACACAUCAUGAAGAUUGGACAGGAGAGAAAUCUGUCAAGGCAAGAUUUCCAAUCAAGGAGAAGUAUUUAAAUUCUUUUUUAAAGGGUCAAUAUACCACUGAAGAACUGUUUGCCAAAGCAAAAGAUCAAGGUAAUAAAUCAGAAAAGGAAAUCGAAGAAAUGGAGCAGUUAGCUCAAGAGGUGCAAUACUCCGUCCUGAAACACAAAUAUCAUCCCGUUGUACGUACGUUUUACAAUCGUACUGCUUUCCAAUUGCCUGGUGAUGCUCGUGUACGUAUCAGUCUUGAUACUGAAUUGAGUUUAAUUCGUGAAGAUAAUGGUGACGGUGUGCAGCGCUGUGGUGAUAACUGGCGUAGGAUGGAUAUCGGUGUAGAUUAUCCUUUUAAGCAAUUACCGGACUCCGACAUCUGUCGUUUUCCUUAUGCUGUUCUAGAAGUAAAGCUUCAGACGCAAUUUGGACAAGAACCACCUCAGUGGAUCCUGGAGCUUGUCAAUUCGCAUCUUGUAGAAUCUGUACCAAAGUUCUCCAAAUUUAUUCACGGUUGCGCUACUCUGUUGGAGGAUAAAAUUAAUGUCUUGCCAUUUUGGCUACCUCAAAUGGAGAUUGAUAUAAGAAAGCCUGCAACAGGUGCAUUUGGCGUACAAAGACCUGAUGCUAUUCACAGCAGUUCUACAUCCUUUGAUUCUCUUCCUGGCGAUGGGUCCAAAUUAACAACUGACGACAGUGUACAGAUAACAAUGGCAGAGGCAACAGAACACACACCACUUUUACCACCCCGACCUAAGAAUAGUGAUCUCGAGGCAAAUCCAAGUGGUUCUGGUCUUUUAAAGAAACUGUCUCCUGCAGGUCUUCAGACCGUAUUUAAGAAGUCCAAAACGAUUUUUAAAAGAAGAAACUCCACACUUAAUGCACGUCCUGUUGAAUCCCGUUCGCGUAAUGUUGUACCUGUUGCUGCACCACCUGCUAAAACAUUUUUCGCAAACGAACGUACAUUUCUUUCCUGGCUUCGCUUUACGUUAUUAUUAGGUGCCUUAGCCAUAGGUUUAUUGAAUUUCUCUGACCAUGUUGGACGUGUGUCUGCAGUUAUUUUUACAUUACUAGCCUUGAUUGUUAUGAUAUAUGCAUUGUAUACCUAUCAUUUACGUGGAAACCGUAUCCAACGUAAAGAGCUUGGUGAUUUUUCGGACAAGUACGGCCCUGCUGUUCUUACUUUUUUCAUGGUUAUAGCUGUAUCAAUCAAUUUUUACCUCCGAAUCACAUCUGAAGGUUUAGAGUAAAGAAUAUUUUUUAUCAUUUUCCAAAAAUAAAGGAAUGCUUUUCAAUGUAACAAA
Molecule: messenger RNA, 2167 nt
Organism: Mucor mucedo
Lineage: Eukaryota; Fungi; Mucoromycota; Mucoromycetes; Mucorales; Mucoraceae
Product: VTC domain-containing protein
Exons: 5
Coding region: 11-2113 (700 amino acids)
Cellular component (GO): fungal-type vacuole membrane; vacuolar transporter chaperone complex
Source: RefSeq, a predicted model, not a curated record